AGGAAUGAAGAUAUACAUUGACCCCUUCACAUAUGAAGACCCCAAUGAAGCAGUCAGAGAGUUUGCCAAGGAGAUUGACAUUUGCUGUGUGAAGAUUGAACAAGUGAUUGGUGCAGGAGAGUUUGGGGAAGUGUGUAGUGGAAACCUUCGUCAGCCUGGGAAGAGAGAGAUCCUUGUGGCUAUUAAGACACUAAAGGCGGGAUACACUGAACGCCAGAGGCGGGACUUUCUAAGUGAGGCAUCAAUCAUGGGCCAAUUUGACCAUCCCAACAUAAUCCAUCUAGAGGGGGUUGUGACCAAGAGCAACCCUGUGAUGAUCAUUACUGAGUUCAUGGAGAAUGGAUCCCUUGACUCCUUCCUCAGGCAAAAUGACGGGCAGUUCACAGUGAUCCAGCUGGUGGGAAUGCUGCGUGGUAUAGCCGCUGGCAUGAAGUACCUGUGUGACAUGAACUAUGUCCAUCGUGAUCUAGCGGCCCGGAACAUCCUGGUCAACAGCAACCUAGUGUGCAAAGUAUCUGAUUUUGGUUUGUCACGCUUUCUUGAGGAUGAUACUUCAGACCCCACAUACACCAGCGCUCUGGGGGGAAAGAUUCCCAUUAGGUGGACAGCACCAGAGGCUAUCAAGUACAGAAAGUUCACCUCUUCCAGUGAUUGUUGGAGCUAUGGAAUUGUCAUGUGGGAAGUGAUGUCAUAUGGAGAGAGGCCCUACUGGGACAUGAGCAAUCAAGAUGUUAUCAAUGCAAUAGAGCAGGACUACAGGUUACCCCCCCCUAUGGAUUGUCCCAGUGCACUGCAUCAGUUGAUGCUGGACUGCUGGCAGAAAGACCGGAACAACCGACCUAAAUUCAGCCAGAUUGUCAGCACCUUGGACAAGAUGAUCCGCAACCCAAACAGCCUCAAGGCCUUGACUCCACUGUCAUCAAGUGAUCACUUACCUCUGCUUGAUCGCAAUACUCCAGACUUAUCUUCUUUCAGCACAGUGGAUGAGUGGCUGGACGCCAUUAAGAUGGGCCAGUACAAGGAGAAUUUUGUCAACGAAGGAUUCACCAGCUUUGAUUUGGUCUCUCAAAUGACCACUGAGGACAUCCUCAGAGUGGGAGUGACAUUAGCUGGGCACCAGAAAAAGAUCCUCAACAGCAUCCAGUCCAUGAGGGCCCAGAUGAACCAGAUCACUUCUGUAGAAGUGUAACUCCACAAACUGAUGGCUCUGAUUACUGUGACAUAACCAUCACCCACUAACCCUGCAUUUUCCUGCAACCUCUGAGGAAGGCUGAUGACCGCCACACAGUCUGUGGUUUCAAUCAAACCUCACCUUCACCCUUGCUCACUCCAAACUCUCACAGAAGGUUCCACAGGCUGCAGCACAGCACAGAUGUUCAGUAGUUUUCUUUUAGCUGUUAGAUGUUCAGGUAACAGUCAUUUCGGGGGUUUGAUGUUGUAGUUCACCAUAACCACAGCCAUCCAGAUCCAGUCUUCAAACUACUCUGUCCAUGUCCGUUUAAUGGGACACCUUUAUUCUGUUUUAUGGUAACACAGCACACUUGGAUUUACUACCACCAUCAUCAAACUCAGUGGUAAAACAGUUUGUAAAAUUGGCUCUCCACUUUGCUAUUGUAUGAUACCUAUCGUUGAAAAUGACUGAACGUGAAAAACAACACACUAGAAUGUAAAAUGCAAGCUGGUAGCACCAUUUGUUUUCAGUGCAACAUAUUUAUUUACAAAUACACAUAUUGGUGGCUCUUAACUCUGUCAGUGAUAUUGGUCUUCUAGAUUUGGACUGGGAGGCAACAAACCAGUGUUAGAGCCACGGAUUAUUUAGUUAUUUACAACUGAACAAGUUAAGGGAAAUGGUAUCUUCCUUACCUUAACCUAAAGUCAAAACAUAAAAGUCCCAUAUUUUACCCUUUUCUAGUGUUUUAUUUGAAGUUUGUGGUCUGAAGUACCAAAAUCCAUGUCAUGUGGUUUACAUCACCUCACUCAUACAUCUCAAAAGCAGGGCAGUUUGUGUUGCAAAGCACAGGUAACGCAUUUUAGCCUAUUGUGACUUUGUAAAAUCCACCAGUAACUCCAAAUAGAGAUGGUCACUACUACUAAGUACUAAUGUUGGAAUUGAUAUAGAGCUAUACAAUAGGGCCUCUAGUCUGGUUCUAGAGCAAAUCCCUGGGUACACGUGACUUUCCCCAGUGUUGCAUUUCAGGAGUGGUAGAGUCGGCUGCCUCUGCCUCCAGCUCAGUCUUGGAGAUGAGUUGAUGACUUUCCUCUGUGGCUAGACAGUGUAUGUGACAUCACCAGCCAGGGGAGCGUGCAAGACCAGAGAAGUGGAUGAUCAGGAACUGGAGACAGCAAGCGGACGACUUUCAAGGAAGCAAAAUAUUAUUUACCCUGACUCAUCUCAGAGCUCUGACUCCAGGAGGUGGAUAUCAUCCAUUCACUGUGAGUAAACAAGAUGGCAGUAUACUAACUGAGACAUAAUAAAAAAGGGUUUUCAGUCAAAUUGUAACUCAAUUGAUAAAACCAGAAGAAUACCAAUAAAAGUAUUACAAGCUAAAAAGAUUUGUUGAAAAGACAAAACAAAACCCUAGCAACAGUCCUUAAAAGAGAACGAGCACAAAUUCCAAUAAUGAAUACAAAUAAAGUAGACUUUCUCCUGCCCAAUAAAACAAAAGAAAUGUUGGAUGCCUGAGCAUGGCUGACAAAUGUGACAUUUUUGAUGGCCUGUUUUAAGGCACAGUGUGUGAAUAUGGACUGUAUGUGUUUUUUGAUAUAUUUAAAUUUAUUUUUUAUUCCUAACAGUUC
This is a messenger RNA of Platichthys flesus (European flounder), 2796 nucleotides long. Its product is annotated as ephrin type-B receptor 2-like. The transcript is spliced from 7 exons. The record is from RefSeq and is a predicted model, not a curated record. Lineage: Eukaryota; Metazoa; Chordata; Actinopteri; Pleuronectiformes; Pleuronectidae. Bases 5 to 1189 code for a protein of 394 amino acids. Gene Ontology annotation, cellular component: neuron projection. Gene Ontology annotation, biological process: protein phosphorylation; axon guidance; central nervous system projection neuron axonogenesis. Gene Ontology annotation, molecular function: transmembrane-ephrin receptor activity; protein binding; ATP binding.